This is a messenger RNA of Salvelinus namaycush (lake trout), 1255 nucleotides long. RefSeq names its product serine racemase (gene srr). The record is from RefSeq and is a predicted model, not a curated record. The transcript is spliced from 7 exons. Gene Ontology annotation, biological process: L-serine catabolic process; L-threonine catabolic process. Lineage: Eukaryota; Metazoa; Chordata; Actinopteri; Salmoniformes; Salmonidae. Gene Ontology annotation, molecular function: threonine deaminase activity; L-serine ammonia-lyase activity; pyridoxal phosphate binding. The coding region runs from base 91 to 1068 and encodes 325 amino acids.
CAUAACGGAGCUGUUGAAAUUCUGCUCCGUAAAUUGGAUAAAAAUCUCGAAAAUCCACACAUUUGCAUAUAUUUUUCGAAAGUAUCAAGCAUGGUGGACGUGCCACUAUCAAUGAAAGCCAUCACUUUGGAUCUGCUAAGAGAUGCCAGAGAGACAGUGAGGACCAGUCCUUUGGGAGUCAUCAAUACUCCUAUGAUCCCAUGGUGCCAAACAACACUACCGCUCAACAUCCCCUGUAACAUCCACAUCAAACUGGAGAACAUGCAGAGGACUGGUUCGUUUAAGAUAAGAGGAGUGGCCAACCAGUUUGCCAGGAGACCAAAAGGAGCCCAUUUUGUCACCAUGUCUGCAGGGAACUAUGGGAAGUCUUUUGCGUAUGCCUCUAAACACUACGGCUCCAAGGGGAAAGUGGUGAUGCCAGAGACAGCCCCUGUAUCCAGAUCUACACUCAUACAAAAUUUUGGAUGUGAGGUGGAACGGGUGCCCACGGCCUUGCUGAUGAACGUGGUGAAUCGUUGUGUCCAGGAGGAAAACAUGACGUUCCUCCACUCAUAUGACGACCUGGACCUGAUUGCAGGACAUGCCAGUCUAGGUUUUGAGGUACUGGAGGUGAUGCCCCAGCCUGAUGUAGUGGUGGUGUGCUGUGGAGGAGGAGGUCUACUGGCUGGGGUGGCUGCUGCCAUCAAACUGGCCGGCUGCGAGAAGACAAGGAUCUACGGAGUAGAGCCAGAAGGAGCCUGCACCAUGUACAAAAGUUUCAUCGAGAAGAAGCCUAUAGGCAUGGACACCAAGAGCAUCGCGUCAGGACUGGCUCCACCUUUUGCAGGCACCCUGCCCUACGAGCUGUGCCAGCGCUACGUUGAGGAGAUCGUACUGGUGAGCGAUGAGGAGAUCAAGGCUGCCGUGUCGACCCUGUACAGGGCGGGGCUCCUGGUGGAACCGUCAGGGUCCGCGGCAUUCGCUGCCAUCGCUAACGACAGAAUCCCUGACAUUGCUGGGAGGAACGUGGUGGUCAUCCUCAGUGGAGGAAACAUUGGCAAAGACGAGCUCACUAACUUCCCUGAUUGAAUAUCUAGUUACUUACUUACUUAGGUAUUUUUCUACUCAUGAAGCAUAGGCCACUGACAACAGUUUUCCAGCGUAUUUAGUCCGGCGUGAUUUGUUCAAGUUCUCCUCAUGCGUUUCCCCAUUGAAUGUUCCCAAAGUUAUUAUUACAGUGACUACUACAGAGAAUAAAGAUUGAUUAUUCCAACCA